Messenger RNA from Salvelinus fontinalis (brook trout), 4484 nucleotides. RefSeq names its product syntrophin, gamma 1 (gene sntg1). Lineage: Eukaryota; Metazoa; Chordata; Actinopteri; Salmoniformes; Salmonidae. Gene Ontology annotation, cellular component: dystrophin-associated glycoprotein complex; intracellular anatomical structure. Gene Ontology annotation, molecular function: protein binding; structural molecule activity. Bases 1164 to 2735 code for a protein of 523 amino acids. The transcript is spliced from 19 exons. The record is from RefSeq and is a predicted model, not a curated record.
UGAUUGCAAUACACCUGCAACUGGAAAACCUGCACAGCUGCUCACCCAAUAAGGGCUGCAGGGUAGAGGAUCUUACGGCACUGAACCCAGCUGUCUGUUAAUGUAUUGAGGAGUUGAAACUGAGUUUCCUGAUCUGAUGUGAGAUACACAUUGAAUUGGCUCCUUUGUAUCUGCUUUUGCGGUAAUUUUCUUCAGGACGCAUUCCCUAACCAAACCAUACCGCAGUGCUCGCCGAUAAUUGCCUUUUAAAGCGCUCCUUGGACCGGAGACAUUUUGCUUGUACUUAUCUUAGGCUAUGUGCAUAAUUGAUUUUCUUAAUCAACGGUGAACGUACAUUCACAGUAAUUUCCUCAUUGGGAGAAAUGUGAGUGGUCCGUGAGUAAAAUUAACAACUGAGGCGAUUGACGUGAGUUUAAACAAAUCGCAUAUGAUUUUUAGCCAGUCAUUUUGGCACCAGGGCGCACGGUAAGGGAAAAUGUGAAACUGUAUCUAUCCCAUGCCUUGCUGGCGUCGACUGUCGAAGGAAAGGAUGCCCUGUCUCGUUUCUGCUGGAGAAAUAUGGAGAGAAAAAUUACACGUUUCUCGUGUAGCCUAGGCUAAGUGUGGGAUGCUUAACGGUUUCGCACACUGCCUCAGUGUGUGGAUAUCGUGGGCGACGGUGGCACAAGGAUAGGUAGGCUAUGAUUUCCCAUAGAUUUUUUAGAUUCUGCAGCCUUGACUGAAUAAAUAAAGAUAUUUCAGCAGGGAUUGAUGUAAGGGGCCGACUGGAUCCAAUAUCAUCACCACCUGUUACCAGAAAAUCAGCUCUUGUGGUCCUUUGAGUCUGGAUCUGAGUGGAACUGCUCCUGAGUCUGCCAUCAGACACCCUCCCUAACCACCAUAAGGAUUGGGACAGCACCUUGGCCACAACAACCUGGCCAUAACAACAGCCCAUACACCAGGCCGGCCAGUGGCCAGAGUGGUCCAAAACCAAGCCCACCGUAGGCCAGGCUCCACCACCAGCUUCAGGUGAGAGCCUGCAUCCCCCCACGGCCAUGCCCAGGGAAGCUCCUCUGCCACAGGUAGAAUCAGUGCUCACCUGCCUGAUUCAUGGCUAGACCUCUACAGACAAAGAGCCGGGGGCCUUUCUACUGAGGGCAGAUUCCCUCACUGUGCCGUAGCACAUGGAUUUCAAGACUUCAAAUGAAGAGACGAAGACUGGGGUUUAUCUGCUGCAAGAUGGUAAUGAGGAGCCUUUCAAUAUUCGACUGCACUUGGCUAAAGACAUUCUGACAAUUCAAGAGCAAGAUGUCAUCUGCGUGUCAGGAGAACCAUUUUAUUCGAGUGAGAGAACUGUAACAAUCAGAAGACAGACGAUUGGAGGUUUUGGCUUGAGCAUCAAGGGAGGCGCAGAACACAAAAUCCCUGUUGUGAUAUCAAAAAUAUCAAAAGAGCAAAAAGCUGAACUGUCUGGGUUGCUGUUUAUCGGAGAUGGAAUCCUCCAGAUAAAUGGAAUAAAUGUUCGAAGCUAUCGCCACGAGGAAGUGGUGCAGGUUUUGCGAAAUGCCGGAGAGGAUGUCACUCUGACUGUUUCUUUCUUGAAGAAGACACCAGCUUUUCUGAAACUGCCACUCUGUGAAGACUGCACAUGUGUUCCAAGUGAUCAGAGCAGUGGAACGUCCUCCCCUCUAUGCGACAGUGGCUUACACUUGAACUACCAUCCUAACAACACGGACACACUGUCCUGCUCAUCUUGGCCCACGUCCCCUGGGCUCCGAUGGGAGAAGAGAUGGGUGGACCUGCGCCUUAUUCCUCUCCUCCACUCUCGUCUGUCACAGCACGUCCCCGGCUCUGACGUCUGCAGGAAAAAUGCAUUUCACGUCAUAGCUGUGGAUGGGGUCUGCAGUGGGGUUAUCACGUGCCCUGCUGCUGAAGACUGCCUAGAUUGGCUCCAAGCAAUCGCAACUAACAUAUCAGCUCUCACCAAGCACAAUGUGAAGAAGAUAAACAGAAACUUCCCAGUUAAUCAACAGAUUAUCUACAUGGGCUGGGUAGAUGAGAAGGAGCAGGACUCCGUUCAGGACCGAAUGUAUUCAUCACAGUUCCUUGCCUUGAGGGGUUCCUCACUCUUCAAGUUCUCAGCACCUCCUGUGACUACAUGGGACUGGACGAGGGCGGAGAAAAGCUACACUGUGUACGAGAUCAUGUGUAAAGUUUUAAAGGACAGUGACCUCUUGGACAAGCGGAAGCACUGCUUCAGUGUCCAAACGGAGUGUGGGGAGGACAUGUUCUACAGCGUAGAGCUGGAGUGUGAGCUGCUCAUUUGGGAGAAGGCCUUUCAGAUGGCUACUUUCCUGGAGGUGGAGAGAAUACAGUGUAAAACAUACGCUUGCAUCAUGGAGAGCCACCUGAUGGGACUGACCGUAGACUUCAGUAUGGGCUUUGUCUGUUUCGAUGCUGCUUCAAAGGCAGUGCUAUGGAGAUACAAGUUUUCCCAACUGAAAGGGUCCUCUGAUGAUGGGAAGAGCAAGAUCAAAUUUCUGUUCCAAAAUCAGGACAAUAAAGCUAUUGAAGCCAAGGAGCUGGAAUUUUCAAACCUCUUUGCCGUGCUUCACUGUAUCCAUGCGUUCUUCGCUGCCAAAGUUGCUUGCCUGGAUCCAAUGUUUCUGGAGAGCCAAGGUGCUGCGACGACCACUGGGGGGGUUCCCACUCUUACCUGUAAUACACAGACAUCCAAAAUCAAAUACUCUACCUGACAGAGCCUGUUCACCCCCUCUCCUUCCCUUCCCCUGAGUACUCCCUCUCGACACUGCACUUUCACUACAUCAUGGACCAGAGAGAAGGAGACAAAACAAACGAGUAUGUUGUACUGUCAUCCAAUUAACAAAGACAAGUGAAUCCAACAUGUAAAUGGACUAUUAUUGGCAGACCUAUUUUUUUCUUGCAGAAAGACACAUUUUAUAUUUUAUCAGAGAAAGGGAUGGUAACUGUGUGAACUUUUGGACCUGUACAUUGCACUGUACUUCAAACAACUUUCUAAUAUGGAGGAGUGAACGCAGAACCAAUGAAUGGAGAAUGGAUGACAAAACAAUUCUGAAUUGAGUUUUUUGUCUUUGGGUAGAUCCUCAGACAUGAUUCACACGUGUUGUUCACACUGCUGAUAAACAUAACACAACUUUAUUUCCAUGGUGAAAAUGGAGACAAACUGUUUUCUACAAUAUUGUAUCAUUUUCUUGAAGGUUCAAGUGUAUUUUUUGAACAGGUACAUACACUGAGGACUAUGAACAAAUUGCUAUCUUCUUCCUGACAAAAGAAGAUUUCAAGACAAUUUGAAUUCUGAUGAUUAUUAUUUUAAGGACAGUCUAAGUUAAUAUUGCCAACAUUUAUCACUGGAAGUGUUAAUUAGUCAUACAGAAAUGUUAGUAUUUUUUUUCAUCAAUUAAACGGAUUGAUUUCCUAAUAAUUGUGAAUAAUUAUUAGAUUCAUGAAUAUUGAAAAGAUGGGAACGUAAACUGCAGUGUUACAUAGCUUAGUAUUUUUUCUUGUGUGGUUGUAUAAUGAAGUUGAAAGCACUUAGUUUUCUCCAAUCUGUGUUAUUUGAUUUAUCUGGAAACAUCCUUUAAUUCAACAAAUAAACGGUGAAAUAUGUGUUCAUUAUGGAUUAUACACACAUGUAUACACUAAUCAACCCUAUGGCACCUUUUAAUUCUGUGUUCUUGUCAUAUAGAUUAUUUUUGUUGCCCCUGAGGUAGUUCCGAUAUGCUAUAAAUAUAAAUCACAUCAUGUCAAAUGAUAUACAAUUUCCUUUCAACCAAAUAGAAAUGAAUGGGGAGUUGCAGAGAAGAAAGGGCUCAGGUUUUGGAUGUAAGCACAGCUUUUUUAUUGAUGUGGAGGAGAGGACAGGGAUGAGUGCUGCUAUGCUGAGUCUGUCAGGAAGAGGGGCAGUCGAGAGGUGUUUUUUAAUCAAGGUUUUCAGCGAAGAGUAAUCUCUCACACACCCAACCUGGUCAGGACUCGUUUUAAGGGCGGAUUCACAAUCAUUAAGUCAAUUGAAUCAUUGAGAAGGAUUCAGACUAAGUGCUAGCUACAGCCAACACAGUCAGACAGAUUCAGAACAUGUGGUUGUGUGAAAAUGUCUUUACCUAUACUCACUGGCAGAUAUUGCUCUAAAUACAACCUGCAACAAUUGAAUAAACCCUUUCGGGAAUGUUAUUUUUCUUUCUUUAUCUUUCCUUAAGAUGUAAAUAAAGGUUGACAUCCAAAUGAAUAAAAGGAAAAUAAGGAAUAUGUAUAAUAUUACUUGAGGAUUACUUGAAAGGAUUAAGACAUUUAUUAAUUGGAUGUCUUCAACAGAGACUAAAUAGUUGACACCCUUAUGCUCUCUUUACCAAGUUCAAUGAUGAUGACCCAUGGUGAAUUUUGAAUAUAUAUUUUCUAUAAUAUACUGAACAUGUAGUGUUGGUAACAUGUUUCAUGAGCUAAAAUAAAAGUUCCCAGAAAUCUUC